ACACAUAUUCUUGGAAAAUGAAUGGAACUGAAGAAACAGAGCUCUAUAAUCGCUGGAAAGCGUUACAAAGACAGCUAGAGUUAUUGGAUUUACAGGAAGGCUUUAUCAAAGAAGACUGCAAGUCGUUAAAGCGUGAAUUAAUACGUGCUCAGGAAGAAGUGAAAAGGAUUCAGUCAGUGCCUUUAGUGAUUGGCCAAUUUUUAGAAGCUAUUGAUCAAAAUACAGCCAUUGUCGGCAGUACCACCGGCUCUAAUUAUGUGGUGCGGAUAUUAAGUACUCUAGAUCGUGAGUUGCUGAAGCCUUCUGCUAGUGUUGCUCUUCAACGUCACUCAAAUGCCCUUGUCGACAUCUUACCUCCUGAGGCUGACUCCUCUAUUUCUAUGCUCCGUCCUGAUGAGCGUCCUGAUGUUACUUACAAUGAUGUUGGUGGUUUAGACGUUCAAAAACAAGAAGUUCGUGAAGCAAUCGAGCUACCGUUAACGCAAGGUGAUCUUUAUCGUCAAAUUGGUAUAGACCCCCCUCGUGGUGUCUUGCUUUACGGACCUCCUGGUACUGGUAAAACCAUGUUGGUAAAGGCUGUCGCCAACUCAGUCAACGCCAACUUUAUUCGAGUCGUUGGUUCUGAGUUUGUUCAAAAAUAUUUGGGUGAAGGUCCUCGUAUGGUACGUGAUGUUUUUCGAAUGGCAAGAGAAAAUGCCCCUGCUGUUAUUUUUAUUGAUGAGAUUGAUGCUAUUGCUACGAAACGUUUCGAUGCUCAGACUGGUGCCGACCGUGAAGUACAGCGUAUUUUAAUCGAGUUGUUAACUCAAAUGGAUGGUUUUGAUCAAGGCGCUAAUGUCAAGGUCAUGAUGGCCACUAAUCGUGCCGAUACAUUAGAUCCUGCCCUCCUUCGUCCUGGCCGUCUAGACCGUAAAAUUGAAUUUCCCUCUUACCGUGACCGUCGCCAGCGCCGUCUUGUCUUUCAAACAAUCACUGCUAGAAUGUCUCUUUCUCCUGAGGUGGAUUUGGAUACUUUUAUUAUGCGUCCAGAUGCUUCUAGUGGUGCUCAAAUUUCAGCUAUCAUGCAGGAUGCCGGGUUAUUAGCUGUCCGUAAAAGCCGUGGUGUUAUUCUUCAAAGCGAUAUUGAAGAGGCCUAUGCACGUGCUGUUAAGCCUACUGACAUGGAACAAUUUGCUUUCUACAAGUAAUAUGGUCUUUUUCUUCCCUUUUUUAUGGUAAUUUCCGUAUGUUUUUCCUCGUCCGCUUUGGCUUUCUCCUUAUACCCAUAGAAGAAUGUCUCGAUGAAACAUUCUACCUUUCCCGACACAUGAUGGAUUAUGUUGAUCUUUUUCUCACAACAUUACUUGAAUUGAGAUGACACAAAAAUAAAUUUUUACGCUACUCUUUUUUUUUUCAGCAACAUUUUGUAUGUUCUUUUAGACCAAGCAGCCCGCAGGAACGUAUUCUCAUUGAGACGAUUUAUGUAUCUG
Schizosaccharomyces cryophilus OY26 is the source of this 1469-nucleotide messenger RNA. Its product is annotated as 19S proteasome regulatory subunit Rpt3. The record is from RefSeq and is a predicted model, not a curated record. The transcript has a single exon. Lineage: Eukaryota; Fungi; Ascomycota; Schizosaccharomycetes; Schizosaccharomycetales; Schizosaccharomycetaceae. Gene Ontology annotation, molecular function: ATP binding; ATP hydrolysis activity; proteasome-activating activity. Gene Ontology annotation, cellular component: proteasome regulatory particle, base subcomplex. Gene Ontology annotation, biological process: proteasome-mediated ubiquitin-dependent protein catabolic process. The coding region runs from base 18 to 1187 and encodes 389 amino acids.